AUGACUUCUCAAAACAAUCCAACCCAUGACGAGAUUUGGGAUGAUUCUCUUCUCGUGAAUUCGUGGAACGAGGCCCUAGAGGAAUACAAGAAAUACCAUAGCAUUCAAGCGCGAGGCGAGGAUAUCGAUAGCGUGUUGGAAGCUCACGAGAACCAAAGCCAGAGAAUAAUUGGCCCUCAAAUGGACAAUGAGAGACCAGGCAACGAUCAACCCGGGCCUCCUCUUGCCACGAGCGAAUCGCAUGCAGAAACAGACGAUCGUGACACAACAGUUCCGGGCAUAGACUCUCAAGUGCGAAACAAUCUGCCUCCUAACCAGGGCUUGGAUAGCGGGCCGGCAAAGGGACCAGCACUGCCACAACAUCUAAUGGGCCAAGUUCGGGACGAAGGCUUGAAGAAUCUCUUAAUGUCAUGGUACUAUGCUGGGUAUUACACAGGGCUCCAUGAAGGCAAGCAACAGGGGAUGCUAGAUAAGAAUGCCAAGCAUGAAAAUUGA
Messenger RNA from Venustampulla echinocandica, 495 nucleotides. RefSeq lists its product as uncharacterized. NCBI's taxonomy places the organism in Eukaryota, Fungi, Ascomycota, Leotiomycetes, Helotiales, Pleuroascaceae. The transcript is spliced from 5 exons. The record is from RefSeq and is a predicted model, not a curated record. Bases 1 to 495 code for a protein of 164 amino acids.